This is a messenger RNA of Punica granatum (pomegranate), 273 nucleotides long. The record is from RefSeq and is a predicted model, not a curated record. Lineage: Eukaryota; Viridiplantae; Streptophyta; Magnoliopsida; Myrtales; Lythraceae.
AUGGGCAAAACCUCAACCCAACCAUUGCUAGCUUUGGCCUCGCCAAAGUGGAAGUACGAUGUGUUCGUGAGCUUCAGGGGUGAAGACGCAAGGAAGGGCUUCAUAUCCCACCUCUUCUGUGCCUUUGAGCUAGUCGAUAUCAACCACGAUCACAUGGUAAUUCCGAUCUUCUAUGAUGUGGAGCCAUCAGAAGUCCGAAAGCAGGAAGGAGAGUUCGGGAGAGAGAUGGAGAGCUACGCAACCAUGCAUGGGGAGGCUAACAUGGCCGUCUGA